Molecule: messenger RNA, 2014 nt
Organism: Leptinotarsa decemlineata (Colorado potato beetle)
Lineage: Eukaryota; Metazoa; Arthropoda; Insecta; Coleoptera; Chrysomelidae
Gene: Ddc
Product: dopa decarboxylase
Biological process (GO): serotonin biosynthetic process; amino acid metabolic process; carboxylic acid metabolic process
Cellular component (GO): cytoplasm
Molecular function (GO): pyridoxal phosphate binding; aromatic-L-amino-acid decarboxylase activity
Source: RefSeq, a predicted model, not a curated record
GGAGAAGCUACAGGUGUGUUCAAGUGUUUUGGUGGUGAAAAGGGUUUCAAUUUUUUUAGGGUAUUUUCCGAAAAACCGCUGACAUGGACGAGAUGGAGGCAAAUCAGUUUAAAGACUUCGGAAAGGAGAUGAUAGAUUAUGUUGCUGGAUACCUAGAGAAUAUACGAGAAAGACGAGUUCUGCCCACUGUCGAACCAGGUUACCUGAGACCAUUAAUUCCUGAUAGUGCUCCCCUUAAACCAGACAAAUGGGAAGAUGUUUUGAAAGACGUGGAACGAGUAAUAAUGCCUGGUAUUGCAAGUCCAGCGUGUACUGAGUUGGAAGUCGUAAUGAUGGACUGGUUGGGAAAAAUGCUUGGAUUACCCGAGGCAUUUUUGGCUUGCUCAGGGGGCAAAGGAGGCGGUGUCAUCCAGGGAACGGCUAGUGAAGCCACUUUGGUGGCUCUUCUUGGCGCUAAGGCACGUACAAUGGAUAGGGUGAAGAAAGAUCAUCCAGAAAUGAGUGAAGCUGAAAUUGUUGGCAAAUUAGUGGGAUAUACGUCAUGCCAAAGUCAUUCAUCAGUUGAGAGAGCUGGCUUACUAGGUGGAGUCCAAUUGCGUUCCCUUCAAACUGAUGCUUCGAACAGAGUGACUGGAGAAAUCCUAGAGAAGGCCAUAAAAGAAGACAUUGAAGCAGGAUUGAUUCCAUUCUAUGUUGUGGCAACAUUGGGUACAACAUCGUCAUGCACGUUUGAUAAACUUGAUGAAAUGGGCACAGUUUGUAAUGAAAAUAAUAUCUGGCUCCAUGUGGAUGCUGCAUAUGCCGGAUCAUCUUUCAUUUGCCCAGAGUACAGAUAUCUUAUGAAAGGAAUAGAAAAAUCAGAUUCCUUCAACUUCAACCCCCACAAGUGGCUGCUAAUCAACUUCGACUGCUCAGCCAUGUGGCUUAAGGAUCCUUCCUGGCUAGUCAAUGCCUUCAACGUAGAUCCCCUCUACCUGAAACACGACCAACAGGGCUCUGCUCCAGACUACCGUCACUGGCAAAUACCUCUGGGAAGACGUUUCAGAGCUUUGAAGAUUUGGUUCGUGUUAAGGCUGUACGGCAUUGAGAAUCUUCAAGCUUUCAUUCGCAAGCAAAUAGGUCUUGCGCACUACUUCGAAUCUUUGGUCAGAUCCGAUGACAGAUUCGAGAUAACGGAGGAGGUCAUUCUUGGUUUGGUUUGCUUCAGAUUGAAGGGGGCGAACGAACCCAAUGAAGCGUUACUAAGGAGAUUGAAUGGUAGGGGUGUUAUCCAUUUGGUCCCGUCUAAAAUAGGGGAUACGUACUUUUUGAGAUUAGCCAUUUGUGGCAGAGUAACCGAAAACUCAGAUAUCGACAUUUCUUGGAAGGAGGUGAAGAAUACUGCCGACGAAAUAUUAUCAAAGAAGUAGUUCUCUUGAGCCCCCAAAAAAACGAGAUGACCUGAUCAGAAACGGUAUUCUAUUUAUAGAAAAAAAAACGUAUUUAUUGUGAUUGGUCAUUCACCAAAAGUACCUCCUCUUUUCAUAAUAGAAUCAACAAAGCAGUAACACUUAUAUAGUUCAUUGGAAAUAUCAAUUCGUAGAAAUUACUUCCCAUAUUGAUAUGCAUGUAUUGAGAACGUUCCGAAAACAGCUUCAGUUUUCAUGUCUCUCACAGAUCAAAACUGCAACAAUCUUUCUGAUAUACAUCAAUUAACUUGACGUCAGCAGGUGGUACUCUUGAAUGUUUUCAUCAAUUUCCAGUUCAGGUGUAUUUACUUUGAAUCUACUCCUGAGGAUAGCAACUUAGUUGGUGAGAGGCGCGUCGAGAAGAGUGUUAUUGUUCUGCUGUUUUUUGUCUGAUACAUUAUAUAUUUGUGGUUAUAAUUUCAUCUCACUAUAGAAGUUGAUCCAUAUAACAUUUAUUGGUAGUUACUAUAUUCAAAAUCAAUUUAUAUAAGACCUAGAUACGACUAGCGAUAAUUAUUGCUUUAUGUUAUGAAAAAAUCAGUAACAUAAUAAAUGAAUAAUGGAAG